Molecule: messenger RNA, 1798 nt
Organism: Pocillopora verrucosa
Lineage: Eukaryota; Metazoa; Cnidaria; Anthozoa; Scleractinia; Pocilloporidae
Product: protein FAM53A
Biological process (GO): protein import into nucleus
Cellular component (GO): nucleus
Source: RefSeq, a predicted model, not a curated record
UGGUCUUCGCUAACGACCGGUUCGCCAACACCUUAGGUCGUACCGCUAACUUCCGGUUUACGGCCAACCUACUGCUUGGAGUUCUGGGAAACAAAAUGGCGUUCGAACAUUACCAGCGGGAUGAAUGCGUCGAAGGUAAAACGAAUUGAUUGGUAGAUACUUGAGCGUAAGAAGUUAGCGAACUUGGACGACCUAAAACGUUACCGAACUGGCCGUUUGCAAAACCAACUGCUUGUUUCUUUUCGGCCUCUUAACGUAAACAACUGUGAUGAACAAUCCGUGAUGUUGAUGUGGAGAUUUUUGAAAGGCCCUGAAGUUACGCUGUGCCGCUGGUUAGAUGCUAGAAUCGAUUGAAAUUUACUACUACUGCUACUACGACAUCCGAAACUAAACCCAACAUGUCACGGUGCUCAGAAAGGGCAGUCGACAAGUUCGAGUGAAUGCCUCGCGCGUCAGUCACUCAUUAAAUUUAUAUUCUGUCAUUCAAUACAAAGAGAACUGUAGAUCGUGGCCUUCAUGUGGGGAAACCACGAUGGUGACUGUCAUAACAGACAAGCUAAAAAAUCAAUCGCUUGAGGACCUCCCCAGCGAUGAACCCGAGAUAAAUGCAUUACAGCUCCGAGCCAUCUCUUCCCGGAAUAACCACGUUUCAGAAUGUCCUAUCGCUCACUGUCUGCGUAGAGAUGUACGACAGAUAUUUGGUCAUUCAAGGACGCGAAGUUAUCCUUCUCAUCGACCCGGACGAACAUACUGCAAUAACUGCUCUGUGACCGAUUCAUCAGCUAUGCACAGUACCACUCAGCCACCCGCAAAUAAGAAAUUAUGUUCUUCUCUGUCGCUGCCGGGGAGUACAGAGGUACAAUCGUUGUGGGCUCCGCGAGCUUCCGCGGUAUGGCAACCUGUAGAAAACUGCGGGAAAAAACCACGAUCGGUAUCAUGCCCGGACGACAAAUUUAAAUUGGCCGAGCUGCUGUGGAUAAACAACGAAGUGGAAUCUAUAUCAACACCUCCUGCCUCGCCAACACCAAGACCUGCUUCAGCAGAUGCUACCCUUGGGGAAAAACACCUUUUUAUGAAAAACGAAAGUCCAAAAUCUGAUCCUACUGGGAGUAAGAUUAACGAGAAUAGAGACUUGAACUUUAACUGGAAACCGAAUCUGUCAGGUUUGCACAGAAGCCGUUCUCAACCCUGUUUCGAUCGCAGGAAAAGUGGUGUAAAAAGAAGAAUUGAAGACGAUUUCGACUCACACAGACCUGCCUUAGACUUGGAGAAAAUGGAAGAGACGUCCUAUUUUCGUUGCCAGAACAGAAAAAAAGGACUACGGAUACCAAAAUACAUGAAUAAAAAGUGUUCAAGGGAAUUAACAAGCUACUUUACUGAGUCUGAGAACUUCACGCUGAAACCAAUCACCUCUUCGCCUCUGUACGCUUCAGUCAGUAGUGUUAUGAUAACCCCGACUUCAUCGCCAACAAAACAGCUGGAUUCCGAGAUCGAAAUCAUUGAAGACCUCAAAGGACAAAACAAGUUAUCAGACCUACAGAAUGACGGAUUACACAAUUUAAACCCCAAAGCUCAGGACGAAGGAAUCUUUCCUAUAGAUUGCAAUUCCGACCUUGAUUUGAAUUCUAUCGAAGACGAUCUUUUUUUAGAAGAGAUGUAACUUUGGGAUGUGAAGUAUUUUAAACUUUUAAAGUUUGUAAAUGAAAUCUACGUGGACACUUUCAAAACAAACAUUAAUUUAUUAACUUGUAUUUAGAUCCCGGAGUUUUAUAAUCUCCGUGAAUAUAUCCAUGUAGAA